GUCCCAGCUCCUGAGUGGCUGGGGGGCCGGGAUUAACCUUUCACCGCCGCGCGCUGUCCAAUCACAGGCGCGCUCUCAUGCCGCCGCGGGGCGAGCGGAGCGUGGGGGCGCGGAGCGGCGGCGCGGCGCGGGUGGGAUUCUGCAAGCGGCUGUGCGCCGUUGCCGCGGGCCGUGCGCGGGCUGCGGGCGAGCCGGGCGCUGCGCAGUCUCCGCAGGCGCCGGCGGGAGGGGUCGAGGCGCGGCGCGGCGCAAGCUGCUCCAGGCCCAGGUGAAUGGAGUAACCUGACAGCGGCGACGAGGCGACGGCGAGCGGCAGGAAAUGGCGGCGGCGGCGGCGGCGCCGGGCGGCACCGGGAGGCCUGGGCUGUGACGCGCGCGCCGGAGCGGGGUCCGAUGGUUCUGGAAGGCCCGCGGCGCCCCGUGCUGCAGUGCUGGGGGUUGAACCCACUGCGCCUUCUGCGUGCUAGGUUACCUAGGGUAUGAAUUAAUACAGACUUGGAAUCUCUGAAAGAACUUAGAAUCAGCAUUUUGAGAGCAGAAGCGUGGGCAUGCUGUGAUUUUCCAAUAAACUGCUAUCACAAUGUCAAAAUGCAGUUCAGACAGCAGCAACACAGAGAUCUCAAACAUUAAAACGUAAGCUGUGCUAGACAAAAAUGCAAUGAAAGAAACACUGGAUGAGUGAAAAGCCCUGCUUUGCAACCCCUCGGCAUGGCAGGCCUGCAGCUCGUGACCCCUGCUUCCUCACCAAUGGGUCCAUUCUUUGGACUGCCAUGGCAACAAGAAGCGAUUCAUGAUAACAUUUAUACGCCAAGAAAAUACCAGGUUGAACUGCUUGAAGCAGCUCUGGAUCAUAAUACCAUCGUCUGUUUGAACACUGGCUCAGGGAAGACAUUUAUUGCAGUACUACUCACUAAAGAGUUGUCCUAUCAGAUCAGGGGAGACUUCAACAGAAAUGGAAAAAGGACCGUGUUCUUGGUCAACUCUGCAAACCAGGUUGCUCAGCAAGUGUCAGCUGUCAGAACUCAUUCAGAUCUCAAGGUUGGGGAGUACUCAAACCUAGAAGUAAAUGCAUCUUGGACAAAAGAGAGAUGGAACCAGGAAUUUACUAAGCACCAGGUUCUCAUUAUGACUUGCUAUGUCGCCUUGAAUGUCUUGAAAAAUGGUUUCUUAUCACUGUCAGACAUUAACUUGUUGGUGUUUGAUGAGUGUCAUCUUGCCAUUCUAGACCACCCCUAUCGAGAAAUUAUGAAGCUCUGUGAAAAUUGUCCAUCAUGUCCUCGAAUUUUGGGACUAACUGCUUCAAUUUUAAAUGGAAAAUGUGAUCCAGAGGAAUUAGAAGAAAAGAUUCAGAAACUGGAGAAAAUCCUUAAGAGUAAUGCUGAAACUGCAACUGACCUGGUGGUCUUAGACAGAUAUACUUCUCAGCCGUGUGAGAUUGUGGUAGAUUGCGGACCAUUUAUUGACAGAAGUGGGCUUUAUGAAAGACUGCUGAUGGAAUUAGAGGAAGCACUUAAUUUUAUCAAUGACUGUAAUAUAUCUGUACAUUCAAAAGAAAGAGAUUCUACUUUAAUUUCUAAACAGAUUCUGUCAGACUGUCGUGCAGUGUUGGUGGUUCUGGGACCCUGGUGUGCAGAUAAAGUAGCUGGCAUGAUGGUGAGGGAACUUCAGAAGUACAUCAAACAUGAGCAAGAGGAGCUGCACAGGAAGUUCCUCCUGUUCACAGACACUUUCCUGAGGAAAAUCCACGCCCUGUGUGAAGAGCACUUCUCGCCCGCCUCGCUUGACCUGAGGUUCGUGACUCCUAAAGUCAUAAAGCUGCUCGAAAUCCUGCGCAAGUAUAAGCCCUACGAGCGGCAGCAGUUUGAAAGUGUCGAGUGGUACAACAACAGGAACCAGGACGAUUAUGUGUCUUGGAGUGACUCCGAGGAUGAGGAUGAGGAUGAGGAAAUCGGAGAAAAAGAGAAGCCAGAGACGAAUUUUCCUUCUCCCUUUACCAACAUUUUAUGCGGAAUUAUUUUCGUGGAAAGAAGGUACACAGCAGUCGUCCUCAACAGAUUGAUAAAGGAAGCUGGCAAACAAGACCCAGAGCUGGCUUAUAUCAGCAGCAACUUUAUAACUGGACAUGGCAUCGGAAAGAAUCAGCCUCGUAACAAACAGAUGGAAGCAGAGUUCAGAAAGCAGGAAGAGGUACUUAGAAAAUUUCGGGCACAUGAGACAAACCUGCUUAUUGCAACGAGUAUUGUAGAAGAGGGUGUUGAUAUUCCAAAAUGCAACUUGGUGGUUCGUUUUGAUUUGCCCACAGAGUAUCGAUCCUAUGUUCAAUCUAAAGGAAGAGCAAGGGCACCGAUCUCUAAUUACAUUAUGUUAGCAGAUACAGACAAAAGAAAAAGUUUUGAAGAAGACCUGAAAACCUACAAAGCUAUUGAAAAGAUUUUGAGAAAUAAAUGUUCCAAGUCUGUCGAUGCUGGUGAGGCUGACGUUGAUCCUGUUGUGGAUGACGAUGAUGUUUUCCCACCAUAUGUGUUGAGGCCUGAUGAUGGGGGCCCCCGCGUAACAAUCAACACAGCCAUUGGACACAUCAAUAGAUACUGUGCUAGAUUACCAAGUGAUCCUUUUACUCAUCUAGCUCCCAAAUGUCGAACUCGAGAGUUGCCUGAUGGUACAUUUUAUUCAACUCUUUACCUGCCAAUCAACUCACCUCUUCGAGCCUCCAUUGUUGGCCCACCAAUGAGCUGUGUACGAUUGGCUGAAAGAGUUGUAGCUCUCAUUUGCUGUGAAAAACUGCACAAAAUUGGUGAACUGGAUGAACAUUUGAUGCCAGUUGGAAAAGAAACUGUUAAAUAUGAAGAAGAGCUUGAUUUACAUGAUGAAGAAGAGACCAGUGUUCCAGGAAGACCAGGUUCCACAAAACGAAGGCAGUGCUACCCAAAAGCAAUUCCAGAGUGUUUGAGGGAUAGUUACCCCAAACCCGAGCAGCCCUGUUACCUGUAUGUGAUAGGAAUGGUCUUAACUACUCCUUUACCUGAUGAACUUAACUUCAGAAGGCGGAAGCUCUAUCCCCCCGAAGAUACCACACGAUGCUUUGGGAUACUGACAGCCAAACCCAUACCUCAGAUUCCACACUUUCCUGUGUACACACGCUCUGGAGAGGUUACCAUAUCCAUUGAGUUGAAGAAGUCUGGAUUCACGUUGUCUCUACAGAUGCUUGAAUUGAUUACAAGACUUCACCAGUAUAUAUUCUCACAUAUUCUUCGGCUUGAAAAACCUGCACUAGAAUUUAAACCUACAGACGCUGAUUCAGCAUACUGUGUUCUACCUCUUAACGUUGUUAAUGACUCCAGCACUUUGGACAUUGAUUUUAAAUUCAUGGAAGAUAUUGAGAAAUCUGAAGCUCGCAUAGGCAUUCCCAGCACAAAAUAUUCAAAAGAAACUCCCUUUGUCUUUAAAUUAGAAGAUUACCAAGAUGCAGUCAUCAUUCCAAGAUACCGCAAUUUUGAUCAACCUCAUCGAUUUUAUGUAGCUGAUGUGUACACUGAUCUUACCCCACUCAGUAAAUUUCCUUCUCCUGAGUAUGAAACUUUUGCAGAAUAUUAUAAAACAAAGUAUAACCUUGACCUGACCAAUCUCAACCAGCCACUGCUGGAUGUGGACCACACAUCUUCCAGACUUAAUCUUCUGACACCUCGACAUUUGAAUCAGAAGGGGAAAGCUCUUCCUCUCAGCAGUGCUGAGAAGAGGAAAGCCAAGUGGGAGAGCCUGCAGAAUAAACAGAUACUGGUUCCAGAACUCUGUGCUAUACAUCCAAUUCCAGCAUCUCUGUGGAGAAAAGCAGUUUGUCUCCCCAGUAUACUUUACCGCCUUCACUGCCUUUUGACUGCAGAGGAGCUAAGAGCCCAGACAGCCAGUGAUGCUGGCGUGGGAGUCAGAUCGCUUCCUGCGGAUUUUAGAUACCCUAACUUAGACUUCGGGUGGAAAAAAUCUAUUGACAGCAAAUCUUUCAUCUCAAUUUCUAAUUCCCCUUCGGCUGAAAAUGAUAAUUACUGUAAGCACAGCACAAUUGUAGUCCCUGAAAAUGCUGCACAUCAAGGUGCUAAUAGAACCUCCUUAGAAAACCAUGACCAGAUGUCUGUGAACUGCAGAACGUUACUCAGCGAGUCGCCGAGUAAGCUCCAAACUGAGGUUUCAACAGAUCUUACAGCAGUUAAUGGUCUUUCUUACAAUAAAACCCUUGCCAAUGGCAGUUACGAUUUAGCUAACAGAGACUUUUGCCAAGGAAAUCAGCUGAAUUACUACAAGCAGGAAAUACCUGUACAACCAACUACCUCAUAUCCCAUUCAGAGUUUAUACCAUUAUGAGAACCAGCCCAAGCCCAGCAAUGAAUGUACUCUACUGAGUAAUAAAUACCUUGAUGGAAAUGCUAACAAAUCUACCUCAGAUGGAAAUCCCGUGAUGGCCGCCAUGCCCGGUACGACAGACACCGUUAGAGCGCUCGUGGACCGGAGGGACGCUGAGCAGAGCCCUUCUGCUGGGUACUCCUCGAGGACUCUGGGCCCCAAUCCUGGACUGAUUCUUCAGGCUCUGACUUUGUCAAAUGCCAGUGAUGGGUUUAACCUGGAGCGGCUCGAAAUGCUUGGUGAUUCCUUUCUAAAGCACGCCAUCACCACGUACCUGUUUUGCACUUACCCCGACGCUCACGAGGGCCGCCUGUCAUACAUGAGAAGCAAGAAGGUCAGCAACUGUAACCUAUAUCGUCUUGGCAAAAAGAAGGGACUGCCCAGCCGCAUGGUGGUGUCGAUAUUUGAUCCCCCUGUGAAUUGGCUUCCUCCUGGUUAUGUAGUAAAUCAAGACAAAAGUAACGCAGAUAAAUGGGAAAAGGAUGAAAUGACAAAAGACUGCAUGUUGGCUAAUGGCAAACUGGACGACGACUCGGAGGAGGAGGAGGAGGAAGAGGAGGAGGAGGAGGAGGAGGACCUGAUGUGGAGGGCCCCGAAGGAGGAAGCCGAAUAUGAGGACGAUUUCCUGGAGUACGAUCAGGAGCAUAUCAAGUUUAUAGACAACAUGUUAAUGGGCUCAGGCGCUUUUGUGAAGAAGAUUUCUCUUUCUCCUUUUUCAACCACCGAUUCUGCAUAUGAGUGGAAAAUGCCCAAGAAGUCCUCCCUAGGUAGUAUGCCGUUUUCAUCGGACUUUGAGGACUUUGACUAUAGCUCCUGGGAUGCCAUGUGCUAUCUGGAUCCGAGCAAGGCAGUGGAGGAGGACGACUUUGUGGUGGGGUUCUGGAAUCCGUCAGAAGAAAACUGUGGCGUCGACACGGGAAAGCAGUCCAUUUCUUACGACCUGCACACCGAGCAGUGCAUCGCCGACAAGAGCAUAGCCGACUGCGUGGAGGCCCUGCUGGGCUGCUACCUGACCAGCUGCGGCGAGCGGGCUGCCCAGCUCUUCCUCUGCUCGCUCGGGCUGAAGGUGCUCCCGGCGAUUAAGAGGACUGGCCGGGAAAAGAGCCUGUGCCCUGCCCGGGAGAAUUCCAGCAGCCAACAAAAGAGCCUUUCAGGGAGCUGCGCUGCGGCCAGCCCUCGCGCCUCGGCCUGGAGGGACCUGGAGUACGGCUGUCUGCAGAUCCCUCCGCGCUGCAUGUUUGACCAUCCAGAUGCGGACAGAACCCUGACUCACCUGAUAUCAGGGUUUGAGAAUUUUGAGAAGAAAAUCAACUACAGAUUCAAGAAUAAAGCUUACCUUCUGCAGGCCUUCACGCACGCCUCCUACCACUACAACACUAUCACUGAUUGUUACCAGCGCUUAGAAUUCCUGGGAGAUGCAAUUUUGGACUACCUCAUAACCAAGCACCUUUAUGAAGACCCACGGCAGCACUCCCCAGGGGUCCUGACUGACCUGCGCUCUGCUCUGGUCAACAACACCAUCUUUGCGUCACUGGCUGUGAAGUAUGACUACCACAAGUACUUUAAAGCUGUUUCUCCCGAGCUCUUCCAUGUCAUCGACGACUUUGUGCAGUUUCAGCUUGAGAAGAACGAGAUGCAAGGGAUGGACUCUGAGCUUAGGAGAUCGGAAGAGGAUGAAGAGAAAGAAGAGGAUAUUGAAGUUCCAAAGGCCAUGGGGGAUAUUUUUGAGUCACUUGCUGGUGCCAUUUAUAUGGAUAGUGGGAUGUCACUGGAGAUGGUGUGGCAGGUGUACUAUCCUAUGAUGCGGCCACUAAUAGAAAAGUUUUCUGCAAAUGUGCCCCGUUCCCCUGUGCGAGAACUGCUUGAAAUGGAACCAGAAACUGCCAAAUUUAGCCCAGCUGAGAGAACGUACGAUGGGAAGGUCAGAGUCACUGUGGAAGUAGUCGGCAAGGGGAAAUUCAAAGGCGUCGGCCGGAGUUACAGGAUCGCCAAAUCCGCAGCAGCAAGAAGAGCCCUCCGAAGCCUCAAAGCAAACCAACCUCAGGUUCCCAACAGCUGAAACCCCUUUUUAAACUUAAAGACAACAACAAAAUAAAACAGAAUCAAGGGAAAAUAUUUAAAUCGAAAGGAUGAUUUAAAGUUGGUAUUGAGUGGAAUGAAUUGAAGGCAGAAUUUAAAGUUUGAUAACAAGAUAGAUAACAGAAUAAAACAUUUAACAUAUGUAUAAAGUUUUUGGAACUAAUUGUAGUUUUAGUUUUUUGCGCAGACACAAUCUUGUCUUCUUUCCUCACUUCUGCUUUGUUUAAAUCACAAGAGUGCUUUAAUGACAUUUAGCAAGUGUUCAAAUCAUUAUUGACAGUUUUUGUUUGUCUGUUUGCGUGUGUUGGCUUUGCCUAGUGUUAGAAGGCCAUGGAGCUUAGACCUCAAACAGUCCCUAGAAUUCCAUAAAGUCCUGAACAUCCCUCGGUUGGUGUGGUAGUGCCAGUCCUACAAGCGUCGGUGCCUCGAGUGGAGGGAGCGACUCGGUCCGUAGGAGAAAUGUGCGGUGGUGUCCUUUCUCUUCGUGUCACGCUGUGUAAGGUGGAGUUGCAGGCGCUGUUGCACUUGAUGGCAAGGGAUGGAUUUGAGUCAGCACCGGCUGGCAUGUUGGUGAAUCAGUUUCGAGUUUUUGAUGCCACGUGGUCCUGCAUAAAAAAGGUUCUUGCCUUAAAAUUAAAAUCUUCAUGGGUAUUCUUUAAUUUCUGAACAACCCAUUUACAUUCCCUUUGUUUUGUUAUGCAUUAGAUGUUGACAGUCAUAUUUACAGCUCACUAGUAUAGUUGUUGCUACAGGAUUGCACUAGAACUCCUGUCGUGUGUACUGAAGACAUUUGAAAAACCAGAAUAUGUAGUCUAUGAAUUUUUUAACAUCAUAAUAAAAAUGAUCUUUGACUAAAUAUCCAGUUUUACUAAAAACCUCCUGCUAGGUAGUUCCACUGAUGGAAAUGUUUGUGGCAAAUGGUUUUGCCCUGUAGGCUGUUGCUCUAACGAAAUAAACCUUAGACAUAUCACACCUAAAGUAUGCUGCAGAUUUUAUACUCGGUUGGUGACUUGUUGCAGAAGCAGACAGAGCACCUUGCUGUCGUCCUUUCACCUGCGUCUCCUGCUGUGCUUUCCAGUGUGUCAUGCGUGUCUCCCUGGAGCUGUGCUGCAGCGCCACGGGAGUGGAACGUUGGCGAUGUACUGCCGUGACUUUGAUACAUUUGUGAUUUAGGUCAUUGAUUUAGAUGAACUAGCUCAUUAUUUCCAUCUUGGGAAAAAGAAAAAAAAUUUAGGCAUUUGCCUAAGUUUCUUUAAUUAGACUUGUAGGCACUCUUCACUUAAAUACCUCAGUUCUUCUUUUCUUUUGCAUGCAUUUUUUCCCCUGUUUGGUGCUAUGUUUAUGUAUUAUGCUUGAAAUUUUAAUUUUUUGCACUGUAACUAUAAUACCUCUUAAUUUACCUUUUUAAAAGCUGUGGGUCAGUCUUGUGCUCCCACCAAAAUACCAGUAGAGGUUUGCUGCAAUUGCCCAUUAAUUAUGCUUGAAGUUUAAGAAAGCUGAGCAGAGGUGUCUCGUGUUUUCCAGCACGCCAUCUUGAAGUUGAGGCUUCAUGUAAUGCUGCAUUUAUGUUUCAAAUUACACUUGGUUUCUUUCCUGCACCCUCCACUCGCAGAGAAGAACCUCUGCGGUGCACACAGCAGCCGGCAGCUCUGCUUCCUGAGUAGCCCCGAGUGAAGGGGACGUUGAGCUUCUCCAGUGUGUUUGUGGUCUUCGAUCUUAAACUUAAGUUGAGAUCUAAAUUAUUAAAUGAAUUUUUGAGCAAAUAGUCUAGGUGACUGAUUUUAAAAAUACUUAAUUCUGAUUUAGAUGUCUAUUUGAUGUUUUAAAAAAAGUUAUGUGAGAUAUCAUGGCAAGUUAAAACCACAUGAUUCUUGAAUUAUAUAACUAUAAAAGUGUAAAGGAACAGGCGAGGCUGAAUAUGAAUUUUACUUGUGAGAUGAUCUAUGAUCAUAUCGCAGCUCUCUUGAUAAUUUAUAAACUACCUGAUGCCAGGAGCUUUGGGCUUUGCAUUGAAUCUAAUGCAUUUAUUCCAGUGUUAUGGGAUUCUCUUGCCUCUUGCCCCCCAAAUCAGAAUGUUUCAGUUAUGAUUCCCAGUGGGAGAAAAUGCCUCAAUGUAUUUUGUAACCUUAAAAAGAGUUUUUUGUGUUAAUACUAAAAAUGUUCAGACUUGGUUGUGAUUAGUUCAUACAUUCUCAGGGGCACGAAUAUCUUGCUACCAUUCAAAAUAUUUUAUCAACAGCAAAUGUUACUACUAUUAUUACUUCCCCUGCUUUGGGGAAAAAAAAGAGCUGAUAAUAACAAUUUGAAGCAUUCUGUGAUCCCCUGGUGACUAAGUCUGAAAAUGAACAAUGUUAGUUAGACGUAUGAAAUGGUUUUGAAUACUUUUGUGCUGCUGAAUGUUAAUGUUGUCAAGUUUUCCCCGGUUUAGUUUGUUGAAAUGUUUUGCAUCCGUCAAUUAAGAAAAAAGUCACUCUGUUGCCCUACUUUACAACCGUGUGUGCAUCUUUUGCUCCCGCGAUCGCAGCAGAGGCAGAACAUAACGUGGAAAGGGGCUCGUGAGUGGGGCCGUGCCCUGGCACGCGGUAAUGGCCCACUGAGCUGCUGCUGGAAAAAGCACUGCAGGAAUCCGGGUGGCGUGCAGGCUGGUGGCCUGGACCAUUGCUGUGAUGCAUCCCUUCUUUGCUGGUGUACUUUCUGCAGGCCUGACUAUGCUGCGUCUCGAAGAGCUUUCCCUCUGUCCUGUUCGUGCACAGAUUCGCCUUGCACUUGGUACUUGCUUUACCUCAUUUCAAGGAGAAUAUGCUUAACCGAGAGGAAAAAAUGUGGUUUGGCCGUGCUGCUGUUUUGAUUUGCCGAAUUUGAAAAAGAUGAUUAUUAUGCCUGCAAUGUGUCAUAUACUUGCACAACUUAAAUAGGUCAUUUUCGUCUGUGGCAUUUUUACCAUUUGUGAAAGUAUUGCAAAGAUUUGUUAACUGAACUCUUAAUUGUGUUUUAAAAAUGUUUGUUACAUUUCUUUUACAUAUGUGAAAUGAUUAAAUUUAGAAUGACCUCUAACACUCCUGUAAUCAUCCCUUAAAUACUGCUAUUUUUACUUUCUUGAUAAUAGUAGACUGCCCUCAGAAAGAUUCAGAUACCCUGCCUAAAUAACAAGAGUCUUGAGACUACUUUGGUUCUGUGUCCAGUCUGCAGUGUGGCUCCUCACCCAGCGGUCAUCUCUUCCAGUCAUUGCCUGAAUUGGGUGGAGGCCGCAGAGCACAGAGAGUAAUUAAGACCCCGGCCCAGCACAGUUCCCUCUUAAGGCCCCGUUGAUUUAAAACUUUGUAUCUUGCUUGGUUAGGGCAUCUAAUCCUUUCAUGCAGAAGCGAAGCCAGCCAAGACUGGCCUCUUCAUUUACCUGUGUCUGAGUCACGUUUGAGUCUGUAACUGGCUUACAGUUGUCCGUGGAGGAGGAGCUCGUGCUGUGUGUACCACCUGUGGGGUUUUUUUUAAUCACAUCUAAAUAGGUAUAUUUUUCCAGCCACUGAUUGCUUUUCUUGAAAUUUAAUUAUUUCCAAAUAAAUCUCCUUAUUUUAUAUUGUACAUGAGAAGUUUUAAAGAUAUGUUUAAGACCAAGAGUAGUAAAAUGAUUUUAAAAGUUGUUGGAGGUGCCAGUAGCAAUAUCUAGGGAAUUUGCAUUGAGACCAUUGUAUUGUCCACUAACGGUAAAAAUGAUCUUUCAAAACUAACUUGUAAAUAUGUUUUUAAUCAUUGCUUGUUUUUUUUUUUUUUCUAGUCCAUAUUUGGACAUCAACCACAGGCAAUUUAAAUUUUGUAGAUGCACUCAGAAUUCACUGCAGCAGCAGGUUCUAUAGCAAAAAUGCAAAGGUGAACAGGAAGAAAACUCUGCCUUUUCUGCUGUAAAUAGAGUAAAGGAAAAUGUCUAAAAUCAAGUAAUACUAAUACAUCAUUUCAUUGACAAUAAAAUCUUUACAUCACAUGCUGCAGCUGUUUUUUAAGGAACAUGAUGUAAUUCUUUCAUAAUAAUCAUGCUGCAGAAAUUUGCAGUCUGCACCUUAUGGAUCACAAAUACCUUUUUUUGUUUGUUUUUUGUUUUCUUUUGUAAUAAUUGUAGCCAAGUAAAUCUCCAAUAAAGUUAUGGUCUGUUCACUUUG
This is a messenger RNA of Sciurus carolinensis (gray squirrel), 10624 nucleotides long. RefSeq names its product dicer 1, ribonuclease III (gene Dicer1). Gene Ontology annotation, cellular component: cytoplasm; RISC complex; nucleus. The record is from RefSeq and is a predicted model, not a curated record. Gene Ontology annotation, biological process: apoptotic DNA fragmentation; pre-miRNA processing; siRNA processing. Lineage: Eukaryota; Metazoa; Chordata; Mammalia; Rodentia; Sciuridae. The transcript has 30 exons. The coding region runs from base 709 to 6453 and encodes 1914 amino acids. Gene Ontology annotation, molecular function: protein binding; RNA binding; ATP binding.